Molecule: messenger RNA, 1266 nt
Organism: Salarias fasciatus (jewelled blenny)
Lineage: Eukaryota; Metazoa; Chordata; Actinopteri; Blenniiformes; Blenniidae
Product: troponin T, fast skeletal muscle isoforms-like
Exons: 16
Coding region: 195-1055 (286 amino acids)
Biological process (GO): regulation of muscle contraction; muscle contraction; sarcomere organization
Cellular component (GO): troponin complex
Molecular function (GO): tropomyosin binding; troponin I binding; troponin C binding
Source: RefSeq, a predicted model, not a curated record
ACCUCACACACAAACACACACACACACACACCUCACGCUCAACCCGCAGCCAAUAAGGGCCGGAUGAGCUCAAGUAUCACUAUAACACAAGGACUUAUUCUCUGAGAGGAGCCUGUAGUUCCUUACAGAGCUUCACCUUCAUCGCUGGAGGAGGAUCUUCCCUUCAUCUCUCAGGUGAGAAGUCUGCUGUCAACAUGUCUGACACUGAGGACAUAGAUCAGGUGGAGGAAGAGGAAGCCCAGGAGGAGGUAGUAGAAGUAGAAGUAGCCCCUGAGGCGGAGGCCCAGGUAGAAGCAGAGCCAGAGGUAGAGCCUGAACCAGAGCCAGAGCCAGAGCCAGAGCCACAGGAGGUGGUGGAAGAGGCCUAUGAAGAGGAAGUGGACGAGGGCGAUCAAGAUGAAGAAAAGCCAAAGUUCAAACCGAGUGCUCCCAAGAUCCCCGAUGGAGAGAAGGUGGACUUUGACGACAUCCAGAAGAAACGUCAGAACAAAGAUCUGUAUGAGCUGCAGUCGCUGAUCGACGCUCACUUUGAGUGCAGGAAGAAGGAGGAGGAGGAGCUCAUCGCUCUCAAGGAAAGAAUUGAGAAGCGUCGCGCUGAGCGAGCUGAGCAGCAGAGGAUCCGCGCUGAGCAGGAUAAAGAGCGACAGGCCAGGCGGGAGGCGGAGAGGUUGAGGAAAGAGGAAGCUGACGCUCAGAGGAAGGCUGACGAUGAAGCCAAGAAAAAGAUUGCGCUGUCCAACAUGGGAUCGGGCUACACCAGCCACCUGCAGAGGAUCGACCAGAAGAGGGGAAAGAAGCAGACCGAGAGAGAAAAGAAGAAGAAGAUUCUGUCCGAGAGAUGCAAGCCACUGAACAUCGACAACUUCAGUGAGGACAAACUGAGGGAAAAGGCCAAAGAGAUGUGGGAGGUGCUCCGUAGCCUGGAGGAGAUCAAGUACGACGACUGCGAGAGGCUCAAGAGACAGAGAUACGAGGUCGUCUCUCUCAGAAACCGCAUCGAAGAGCUGCAGAAACAUAGCAAGAAGGGAGCCGCCACGCGCCGCCGCAGAAAGUGAGCGCGUCCUCGGAGCCGGUCAGCCCGGGCCAGCAGGAGGCACGAUCCAUCAGCCCCCCCCUGUGGGGUGGGGGUCUGCAGCAGCACCAACAGCUGGAUGUCUUAGCACCUGCCAGUGAAAUCAUUUCAGAAUGAAUUUGCCCUCAAUAAAGAAAUAAAUGUGUUUGUGUAAAGAUGUGACAUUCGAUCAAUAAAGUGCAGAAAUGCGUGAU